This is a messenger RNA of Helianthus annuus (common sunflower), 554 nucleotides long. RefSeq lists its product as uncharacterized. The transcript has 3 exons. The record is from RefSeq and is a predicted model, not a curated record. The coding region runs from base 53 to 379 and encodes 108 amino acids. NCBI's taxonomy places the organism in Eukaryota, Viridiplantae, Streptophyta, Magnoliopsida, Asterales, Asteraceae.
AUUUCUCCCUUAAAAGUUAAAACCUUUAUCCUCUAUUUCUAAAGGAACAAAAAUGGCAUUUUUGAGUAGUAUGAAGCUGCCAUUGAUGCCUGUUAUCUCUUUGAAUUCUAGCAGGAAUCCAAAGCCUACCCAUUGCACAUCUCUUCAAUUACAGGCUAUAACAGCAGAUGCUGGGAUUGAAUGUGAGCCUUGUGAAGGAAGAGGAUGGUUGCUUUGUGAUUUCUGUAAAGGUCAAAAGACAAAUGUAAAAUCUGAAACAAAUCGGAUCUAUCGUAGAUGCCCAUCUUGCAGAGCGGUUGGGUAUGUGUUGUGUCCCAAGUGCAAGGUAUUCAAAUGUGUUACUUUUCCUGACCAAAGUGAUGUGGAAAGCUCAAGAUGAUUAAAAAGGUUGUUAAGAAUUGAAUGGCUUGAUUUACCAUGUCGGUUUUAUCAUCCUUGUAAACAAAUCUCGGUUUUUAAAGUUACUAUUGCCACUUAUUUCGUUGGCGUUCGAAGUAAUUUUGCAGUAUACGCAAACUAAUGUGCAACUCAAUGAUGGUGUUUUAUUUUGACUU